Passer domesticus (house sparrow) is the source of this 5672-nucleotide messenger RNA. RefSeq lists its product as uncharacterized. Gene Ontology annotation, biological process: viral process. The record is from RefSeq and is a predicted model, not a curated record. The coding region runs from base 1 to 2229 and encodes 742 amino acids. NCBI's taxonomy places the organism in Eukaryota, Metazoa, Chordata, Aves, Passeriformes, Passeridae. The transcript is spliced from 3 exons.
AUGACUGGCCCGCCUAUAAUUCAGAGCUUCUCCGCACCACAGGAAGGGGAACUGGAAGACGGCUCUGCCUCCGAGGGUGAUGGUUGGUCCCCCGGUGUGAAUCGGGCUCCCAGCCCGCUGGUCCCAGAUGACCAGCUGGAGGGCGGAGCCCUGCAGGCUCCUGGGGGCCCCGGGGAGUCGGCUUGGCCGACCUGCCCCGCCCCGAGCCGCGGGGGCGGCGGAGUGGGAAAGCAGCCGGCCUCUCCUUGUGCCUUCCUGGCGUUCGAGGGUGAUGGGGGGCCCCUGGAUCAGCGUCUGCUUCUGAUUGAGCCUGGUUCGGUGAAAAUGCUCUGUCCAUGUUGCGGUACUUCCACGACAUAUCCCCUGGAGGCAGCGGGAGCGGGUUCGGCUGCUCCAGAUUCAGGUCCACCUCCCGGGGGGGCAGUUUCUCCUGGUUCUGAGCCUGCACAGCCCGCCGGGCAUGCGCAGGCAGUGGAAGCCGCCAGAGGCGGGGCGUUGGUCGGUGUUCCAUCAGGCCACGCCAUGGUGGGCGGGCUGUCCGCCUCGCUCGUCUCCUCGGGAGCGGAGUCUGCUAUGGCCUCCCACGAUGCGGGGCAGGCAUUGAUAGUGGCUGUGCCAACCUCCCUUGUGUCGUACCUCGGAGGCGUGGGUCCGUGCGCCACGUCUCUCUCGGCGUCCUGUCCCUCUCCCGCGCCGGGGAAGGGUGGCUCCCCAUCGGGUUCGCGAUCUGUGCCGGCGCCUGCGUCCACCGCAGCGCCCUCUGCCGGUGCCGUGGCGGACGGCACUGCUGGGUGUCCAGCUGGUUCGGCCCUGCAGCCCCCGCCUUCUGCGGGGGCCGCGGUGCGGCAGGGCGCUGGGGUGUUCACCUUUAGCGCGACUGCUGACGUGGCUGGUCAGAGACCGGUGGUUUCCCGGGGCCGCAGAUCCUCCCUGCCAGCUUUGUGGACUCUUCCCCCGUGCCAGGUGACUGUGCAUCUGAAGGACCACGGGCAAUUCUGGCGGGAAGUCACAGCUACAGCCGAUGAGGUGCGUGAGCCUGCCUCCUCGCCGCGUCUGCAGGAUCGCGGAGGAGGUUCCUCUGGCUCUGCUGGUGCUGUGGGGGGUGCGGGGUCGAGUGCUGUCGCACUGCCUUACCGUCAGGCAGCUGUUCUUGUUCCAGUGGGGCCCACGGAACAGGACAUGGCAGGUGCUGCAGCCUUGCCAGGGGGCCCCCAGGCUUUCCCUGUGAUCAGGGGUGUUGCUCAUAACACCUAUGAACCUCUAUCAUUUAAGACAAGGGCAAAACUCUAUGAGACGGUUGCUCAACAUGGUGUGGGGUCUACUGAAGUUAUGCAAAUGCUUUGCAUGAUUUCUCCUGAGGUGCAUACACCUGCCGAUGUCCAUGAAGUGGCAUGUGCUCUUUUUGACCCUGUGCAAUUUGGCGUUUUUGAGACCAAGUGGGCUCGCUUGGCAGCCAGCGCAGAGCAGCACAAUGCUACGCUGGGGCCGCAGGACCCCAGGAGUGUGGCUGGCAUUGACAUGCUGAUGGGCACAGGCAAUUAUACUGAUCCUCAGGGGCAAGCUGGCUUCCCUCCCCUCAUGUUUGAGCAGUGCCAGGCGCUAGGCAUGGCAGCAGUGGUUCGGACCAUGGAAAUGGCUGCUCCAAGGCAGCCAUUUGCAACCAUUGUCCAGAGGGCUGAUGAGCCUUUCAUGACAUUUGUGGGGAGGCUGACUGCCUAUGUGGAGAGGCAAUUGACAGAUCUUUUGACAAGGAGAGUUGUGAUUGCGGACUUUGCGAGAAGUAAUUGUAAUGCAGAUCAUAAGAGAAUCAUAGAGGAUCUUCCUGGUGAGACUACUGUCUCGCAAAUGACAGAGGCCUGUUUGGCCGUAGCCCCCCUGUUCAGAAGAUGGCUGCCUUGGGCUACUGCUGCGCAGCCGGUCUGGGCGGUGCCGCAGGGCUGGAAGCGACAGCAGGGGAAUGCUCAGGCCGGCAAGAAAUGGGGGAAGAAAGCACAGAAGGCAAAAAUUCCCAUGUUUCUGUGUGGUCGGUGUGGAAGGCCAAACCAUAUGACGAAUGUCUGCAAGGCAACAGUUCAUGCUAAUGGCCAAGCACUGUCAGGCUCAGGAAACGGGAAGCGAAGCGUGAAGGGAAGAUGCUCUCAGACACAAGCUUCUCUCCAGACCCCAGAGCCAAUGGAGGUUUUCUCAGCCAGCUUGCAGCCAGCACUCGCAGCUCAGCAGGACAGCUGACCGGUUGCGUGGAGCUAGCGGCUUUGGAUCCACUGGGCCGCCUCAAGUUCACUGGACCGCUGUCCUGACCAAGGAAUAUCCCGAGAUGAUGUGUACCCUGUCCAUCCCUGGUGUGACGCUGUCGGAGAUCCGCCUUCGCGGGCUUCUUGACAGCGGUGCUGACAUCACAGUUCUCUCCCUUGCCGCCUGGCCUCUGGACUGGCCCCUGAAUCCGGUGGAGAUGCCUGUCACGGGACUGGGGGGAAUGGCAUGGUGUUACGUGAGCCAGCGGUCUGUGAUGGUCACGAACCCAGAAGGACAGAUGGCCUGAAUUAGGUCUCAUGUUACUUCUACUCCUGCUAACCUCUGGGGGAGGGAUGUUCUGUCAGCGUGGGGGGUGCACAUCGGGACGGGUUUUUGAUGGGGGCCACUGCAAUGAAGGGCGCGGAGUGUCCUACGCCUCCUAUACGGUGGCUGGUGGACAAACCUGUUUGGGAAAACUAGUGGCCCCUCCCUCAAGACAAAUUAGUCACCCUUGGAAAUCUGGUGCAGGAGCAGUUGGACCAGGGUCAUCUGGAGCCUUCUACCAGUCCCUGGAACACUCCUGUCUUCUGCAUCAAGAAAAAAUCUGGGAAGUGGAGGUUGUUGCAAGACCUCCAAAAGUCAAUGCUGUGAUGGAAGGCAUGGGAACAUUGCAGGCGGGCAUGCCAUCGCCUACCAUGUUUCCUGUGGACUGGCCGGUCCUCAUCGUGGAUCUGAAGGAUUGUUUCUUCACAAUUCCUUUGCAUCCCAAUGACAGACCAAAAUUUGCCUUCUCGGUGCCAGCAAUUAACAACGCUGAGCCCACACAGAGAUAUCAAUGGAGGACCCUUCCCAGGGCAUGCGCAAUUCUCUGGCCAUAUGCCAAUGGCAUGCGGCCCGUGCCUUGUCUGGAGUUCGCAAGCAGUUUCCUGGUGCACGUCUAUAUCAUUAUAUGGACGACAUUUUGGUGGCUGUGUCCACCCAGGACGAGAUGCUGAGGAUUCAGCCUCAGUUGCUCAAUGCUUUGAAUGCGCAUGGACUGCAGGUAGCUCCAGAAAAGGUUCAGCAACAACCGCCUUGGAAGUAUUUGGGGGUCAAAAUUCUGGAACAGACAAUCUGCCACCAGGAGGUGCAAUUUUUGCAUUCUGUGAAGACACUGAAUGAUGCUCAAAAAUUGGUAAGUGUCAUCACUUGGUUACGUCCGUACCUGGGACUAACCAACGCACAACUGUCUCCUCUGUAUGAUUUGCUGAAAGGAGACUCUGAUCUAAAGUCGCCUCGCACGUUGACCCCUGAGGCAUGUCAGGUGUUGGAGGUGGUUCAGCAGGCUGUUUUGGCUUGCCAAGUUUAUCGCAUUGACCCCUCCGUUAAUGUCACUGUGUUCAUCACUACUCCAGAUUCGCAUCCCACAGGCAUCAUUGGCCAAUGGAGUGACAAAUGGUCCGAUUCCUUGCACAUCUUGGAAUGGGUUUUCCUGCCCCAUCAGCCACAAAAGACGGCGACCCCAUUGUCUGAGCUUCUUGCUCGCUUGAUAAUCAAAUGCUGGCAACGGUGUUUACAAUUGAUGGGUGCGGAUCCCGCAAAGAUCAUACUCCCGGUACAGCGGGAGGAUUUUGACUGGAGCUUUGCAAACAGUGUGUCCCUGCAGAGUGCUCUGGAAAACUUUUCAGGGCAGAUCACUUACCAUCUGCCCAGCCAUAGGCUACUGCAUAUGGCAAAAUCCACACAAAUCUCUUUGCGGCCCAAAAAUAGUCAGGAACCCGUGCAAGGACCCACUGUCUUCACUGACGGUUCAGGGAGGACAGGAAAGGCCAUUGUUACAUGGAGGGACAGAUCUGAGUGGCAGGUUCUGGAAGGUCAUGAGAAUGGGUCAUCCCAAUUGGUUGAAUUGAAGGCUGCUGUCAUGGCAUUUGAGAAGUUUUCCCAGGAACCUUUCAAUUUGGUCACGGAUUCUGCCUAUGUGGCCGACAUUGCACAGGUCAUUCGGUUUUGAAGGUAAGUAACCCUGCCUUGUUUCAUUUACUGAAGACCUUGUGGUGUGCCAUUCAGGCUCAGGUUCAUCCUUUCUACGUUCUGCAUGUGAGGAGUCACACCAAUUUGCCAGGCUUUAUAGUGGAAGGUAACGCGAGGGCUGACAAGUUGGCUAACCCAGCGUGGGUAGCAUCUCAGCCUGAUACACUCGCGCAGGCCAAGGCAUCGCAUGGGUUUUUCCACCAGAACGCACAUACUUUGCAGAAGCGGUUUCAGCUGACGCCAGCUGAGGCUCGUGACAUUGUUGAGUCAUGUGACGAUUGCCAUGUGCUGCCUCUGCCUUUACCGGCAGGGGUAAACUCCAGAGGCUUUAGGGCCUUGGAGCUUUGGCAGACUGAUGUCACCCAGAUUGCCGAGUUUGGCCGGCUCAAGUAUGUGCAUGUCACAGUGGACACGUUCUCCUCUGCAAUGUGGGCUUCUGCUCACACUGGAGAAAAGGCCCGUGUUGUCCUUGCCCACUGGAGGCAUGCCUUUGCUGUUCUGGGCAUACCUUUAGCUGUGAAAACUGACAAUGGUCCUGUUUACGCAUUGCAAAAGGUGUAGCAGUUCCUGCAGUUGUGGGGCGUGUCACACAAGUUUGGUAUCCCUCAUUCUCCGACUGGUCAAGCUAUUGUAGAACACGCUCAUGGUACUCUGAAGCAGGUUCUUCAAAAACAAAAACAGGGAAUGCAGGGUGAAACCCUGCACAGUCGGUUGGCAAAAGCAUUGUACACCAUCAAUCAUCUUACGGUGCCACCGAACUCAAAUAAUCCUGUCAUUUUGAAUCACCAUCUCUCAUUGCAGGCUGCGGAUGAGGCAUAUCAGCCUCGAGCGAAGGUUCAGGUGUGGAAUUUAGUCACCAAACAGUGGGAAGGUCCCUAUGACCUUAUCGCUUUGGAGCACGGGUAUGCUUGUGUAUCCACAGAUACCGGGGUACGCUGGGUACCUUCGAAGUGUGUUCGCCCUGACCUGUGACCGCAGAGACAGAAUCCGGACGAGGGGCAAAAUGGAAACCGUGACCAACCUGAAAGGCAUCAAGUGGGUGAAUCCUUGAGUGAUGACUCGGAUGCAGAUGACGUGAGUGAUCACUCCGAUGAUUCCUCCACAAAUGGACACUGAAUCAUAUUCAUAGUUCGUUUUUCACAUUGUUCAUUUUUGUUUCCUUUUUUCUUUUUUUUUUUUAAACUGAGAAGGGUGAGAUGUUGCCCUGAUUUUUUAAGAUUUUCUAAGCCUUCUGAUGUUUGCAUUCUUGUAGCAAACUUUCUCACACACUUUCUGUAAACAACUUACUGUUUUGCAUUCUUUUAUGGAGGAGGAGAAACUUGAUGGACUGUUGGUUUGUCCAGUGUCAUUGGAGAGGUGGCACUUUCACCCUCCAAUCCACUGUCACCUUUGGAAAUCUAUAAACGUUGGAGUCAGAAAAUAAACUCCCC